Molecule: messenger RNA, 735 nt
Organism: Rotaria sordida
Lineage: Eukaryota; Metazoa; Rotifera; Eurotatoria; Philodinida; Philodinidae
Source: the annotation of a GenBank genome assembly
AUGUGGAAAAACGAACUAAAUAAAACCAGUGCCAGUAUUUCUAAUGAGUUACCACCAGCUUAUUCACUUCAUCAACAUGCAUGUCUCACACUUAAUCGAACUGAUCGUCUACGACUUAUUCGAUUUCCAACAACGAUUAACAGUGUUGUUCGACACGCUAUUCUUUCUAGUUGGCAUCGUGGUUUACAAAAUGAGAAAGAAUAUGCUGGUGCAUAUGAAUUUAAGUUAAAUGGAAAUCCUUGGCUUGGUCAAGGAAGUGAAGCAGUAGAGUCUCGAGUUAUGAUGAUAUCAGUUCUUUCAGCUUUACAUCAUCAUGGUUGGUAUCUUUUGAUGUCAACUGAUGUUUCCAAAAAACAACAAGAUAAGGAUUUAUUGAUUUUUCAACUUGGUGUUCCUCCACAAUCAACAUCAUUUUUUGCUGUUUCAUUUAAUGAAUGGGAUAAAUUACGUUUGAUUGGUGCUCCACAUGAUCUAAUACGUGCAGUUCCACAAACUAUUGGUACAAAUGUAAUCCAACGCGAAGAGUGGGUUUAUUCACAAACAGCUUAUCAAUUUAAAUUGCGUGGUUAUCCAUGGACAGCUGAUGGUGACGAAGCAGUCACUAGUCGAAUAAAACUUCUCGCCUUACUUGACUGUUUUACAUCAUUCGGUUGGGAAUUACAUGCAAGUAUUGAUAUGAGUAUUGGUCAGGAAGGUCAUGAUACUGACACUUGGUUUUUUCGUCGAAGUAAUUAA